Penicillium oxalicum is the source of this 273-nucleotide messenger RNA. RefSeq lists its product as uncharacterized. The coding region runs from base 1 to 273 and encodes 90 amino acids. The record is from RefSeq and is a predicted model, not a curated record. NCBI's taxonomy places the organism in Eukaryota, Fungi, Ascomycota, Eurotiomycetes, Eurotiales, Aspergillaceae. The transcript has a single exon.
AUGAGAGGUGGAGUCUGCCAAAAAGGCUCGGCGUUUGACUCUUACCAAGUUACACCUUACCAAGUUACUGGCACCUUGGGGGACCAGCUCAGCUCGGAGCACGGAGAGUCCAUCGGCCCUCGGAGACUUCUGGUCGGGCCUGACGUAUAUCCGGAAGGACUGCACUUCCGGUCAUCUCAUGCUUCCGUGGGACCACUCCAGACUCUGGCAGAAAGAGACCGAGUUGAGCGAGGGCUGAAGGGCGGAGAGUGUGACCCUCUUGGGGGGCCUUGA